Messenger RNA from Eufriesea mexicana, 1453 nucleotides. It is a transcript of the gene Ant, whose product is annotated as ADP/ATP translocase. Gene Ontology annotation, cellular component: mitochondrial inner membrane. Gene Ontology annotation, biological process: mitochondrial ADP transmembrane transport; mitochondrial ATP transmembrane transport; negative regulation of mitochondrial outer membrane permeabilization involved in apoptotic signaling pathway. Gene Ontology annotation, molecular function: ATP:ADP antiporter activity. The transcript is spliced from 4 exons. The record is from RefSeq and is a predicted model, not a curated record. Lineage: Eukaryota; Metazoa; Arthropoda; Insecta; Hymenoptera; Apidae. The coding region runs from base 106 to 1008 and encodes 300 amino acids.
AGGAACUCUGCCUCGCUCACUCGUCGUCCGGCGCGCGUCCGAAACGUAGGAGUUGGUUUCCUCUUUCUUUUGUUAAUCCGUUUUCACACAACUACCCAAUACAAUAUGUCUGGUCUUGCGGAUCCAGUGGCAUUCGCCAAGGAUUUCGUGGCUGGUGGUUUGUCCGCCGCUAUCUCUAAAACGGCGGUUGCCCCUAUUGAACGUGUGAAGCUGUUGCUGCAGGUACAGCAUAUCUCCAAGCAAAUCUCAGAGGAAAAACGAUACAAGGGCAUGGUAGAUUGCUUUGUGCGCAUUCCAAAAGAGCAAGGAUUCUUCAGUUACUGGCGUGGUAAUUUGGCUAAUGUGAUCAGAUAUUUUCCAACACAAGCUUUGAAUUUUGCCUUCAAAGACAAGUACAAGCAAGUUUUCCUUGGUGGUGUUGACAAAAAUACACAGUUUAUGCGUUAUUUCGUUGGAAAUUUGGCCUCUGGUGGUGCUGCUGGUGCUACAUCUCUGUGCUUUGUCUAUCCCCUUGACUUUGCCAGAACUAGGUUGGCUGCUGAUGUAGGCAAAGCUGGAGGUGAACGUGAAUUCACAGGUCUUGGAAACUGCUUGUCAAAAGUUUUCAAAGCUGAUGGUAUUGGUGGACUUUACAAAGGCUUUGGAGUAUCUGUUCAGGGUAUCAUCAUCUAUCGUGCUGCCUACUUUGGUUUCUAUGACACUGCCCGCGGUAUGCUGCCAGAUCCUAAAAAGACACCAUUCCUUAUUUCAUGGGGCAUUGCUCAGGUUGUCACAACUGUUGCGGGUAUUGUAUCGUAUCCAUUUGACACAGUACGUAGGCGUAUGAUGAUGCAGUCGGGCCGUGCCAAAUCCGAAAUUUUGUAUAAGAGCACUCUUAACUGUUGGGCUACUAUCUACAAGACAGAAGGUACUAAUGCCUUCUUCAAAGGAGCUUUCUCCAACAUUCUUCGUGGUACAGGUGGUGCGCUCGUGUUAGUACUUUAUGAUGAAAUUAAGAAUCUCCUUUAAGACAUUAUAACGAUCCUCACCUCAUUACCUUCACAACUACAAUUGCAAGUACCAUCUUUAUUACCCACACCAUCCGAUGUAACAACAGAUCGAGUGAUUUCCAGACUGAAACAGUACACAAACUGUCGAGAAAUUUGAAAACAAGUUAGACUAUGAUCUUUUGGUAGCAUCUUAUGAAAUGCGUGAAACUCGGCAGAAUAUAUAUCUUGAUUGUAGAAGAGAAUUCGCUUAAUUUAUUGCCGGAUUCAGUAUUUUCUUGCAACGGUUCACAUGUACUAUAUUUCCUAUUUCAUUUUCGUAAAGAAGAACAAAGAAAGAUAUAUUUAUAUAUCUCCAAGGAAUUAAUAACGUAAUGGAUAUAUGGAAUGUUUGAUACAUGUGACCAUGUAGGCGAUGGUCGGGACAUAAAGUAGUAAAAAUAAUUAUUGAAAAAAAGGAAAAACAA